CUCCCUUUUCAAUCCUGUCAUCCCACGUCGACGAAACGAUAUAUUCAUGGCUAAGGUCAAUUUACGCUUGCGAAAUGUAUGCUGAAACUGAUGAGGAGCCAUGGAAAGGAUGACCAAGUGGAGCGGCUCGCGAUAGUCUGUUAUCACCAACACUGCAAUCCUCCUGAGUCAGCUUUGCGAACACAUCUCAGCGCCUUGUUCAAGCCCAUCCUAGUUACGGUUCCAUUCUCCAAACGAUAUCCUCGCCAGAGAUUCGCAAUAUCGAAAUAUGAUCCAAGGCUUCCCCCGGCAGCAGGUCUUAUGAACCUUAUCUUCCUCACUUCGCGGCCACCAGAUGUAAAGACGAGGCGUUUUAUCUUGCUCAGAGGAGAGUUGCUGCGAAGUUAUCUACAACGUGCAAGAUCAGCCGACAUUUCAAGAUGCAUGGCGUUGAACUCGACACGCUCACUGGAGCACCUUCCCCACUACGCCGCUUAUCCCAUCACUUAGAAGAUGCUGUGCCCCUACAACCAAACGAUGAACUACGGAGGACCAGCAUCUCUGAGAUGCUGGAUGAACUAGAAGACAAACCUCUAAUAUCUUCCGACUUAUCUGAUGAAGAUAGCGCAUAUCCCACCAAGGUGGAACUGGAGACUCUUCCCCGCGUGGCCGAUAAGAUCCCCUGGCGCGUCUACACGGUUGCCUUUGUGGAACUGUGCGAGCGGUUCUCUUACUACGGCACGCAAAUCCUGUUCCAGAACUUCGUGCAGCGGAGACUGCUCACGCCGACCGGUCGCGCCCCCAACCCAGGCGGAGACACAGACAACAACCCCGGUGCGCUGGGCCAGGGUCAGCAGAUGGCUACUGGGCUCGGCACUUUCUUCUCUUUCUGGUGUUACGUGACUCCUCUGCUGGGAGCGUGGCUGGCGGACACCUACCUUGGAAGAUACAACAUGAUCAUGGUGUCCAUCGGCAUCGCCGUCAUUGGCCACGUCCUUCUCACCAUGAGUGCAUUGCCUUCUGUCCUAGCACAUACCGAAAGUGCCCUCAUUUCUUUCAUUGUCGCCCUCGUCGUCUUUGGCCUUGGGACGGGAGGCUUCAAACCGAACAUUUCCCCCCUGAUCGCCGAGCAAAUUGUGUCGGAAAAACUCCGCGUCUCGAUCGACCCGAAGAGCGGGGAGCGUGUGAUUAUCGACCCAGCCCAGACGUCGGCGAGGAUAUACAACUGGUUCUACCUCUUCAUCAAUAUCGGCGCCUUGAUCGGCCAGAUCUCCAUGUCUUACGCGGCGUUGUAUGUUGGCUACUAUCUCGCCUUCCUGCUGCCUACGCUCAUGUUUCUCCUCUGCCCCCUCAUCCUCAUCCUCAACAAGAAGAAUUACCGUCUCACGCCUCCGCAGGGCUCAGUCCUGGGCCCUACGGUCAAGACACUCCUCUACGCCAUCGAGCCUUACUGGUCGUGGAACCCUCUGCGCACAAUCCGCAACGUCCGCAAGACGACCACGUUCUGGACCGCGCUAGAACCAUCCCGGAUCCCAGCCCACAAGCGCCCGUCUUGGAUGACAUUCGACGACGCCUGGGUCUCCGAACUGCGCCGGGGCGUGAAGGCCUGCUCUGUCCUGCUCUGGUUCCCGCUAUAUUGGCUCACGUAUAACCAGAUGAACAACAAUCUCACCUCUCAAGCGGACACCAUGAGGCACGCCGGGGUGCCUCCGGAGAUUGUCUCCAACUUGGAUCCCCUGACCCUGAUAAUUUUGAUCCCCAUCUGUGACCUGGUCAUCUACCCCGGCCUCACGAAGCGGGGCGUGAAAUUGACGCCGAUCAGGAAGAUCACGCUGGGCUUCUGGUUCGGCGCCGCCGCCAUGGUGUACGCGGCGUUCUUGCAGAAGUACAUCUACACGCACAACGAGUGCGGGUACUAUCCUUCCGAAGGCCAACAAGACCUUUCCGCCGAAGGCGGACGUGCCGGCGGCGGCAACACCAGAGACUGUCCGCCGGCCUCGGUUUCCAUCGUCUACCAGGCCCCGAUCUACCUCCUCGUCGCGAUCAGCGAGAUCCUCGCCAGCAUCACCUCGAUCGAGUACGCGUUCACCAAGGCCCCGCGCAACAUGCGCUCCAUGGUGCAGGCGUUCUCGCUGUGCAUGAGCGCCGUGGCCAACGUGAUCGGCGAGGGCUUCCUGUGGCUGGCCACGGACCCGUACCUGGUGUGGAACUUCGGGGUCAUGGGCGCGGUGGCGUUCGUCGCCGGCGGCCUGUUCUGGUGGUUCAACCGGGGCUUGGACGCCGAGGAGGACGCCAUGAAUCAGUUGCCCCACGGCAGCAUCGGGGCUGGAAACGGGAGGAGGAGGAGGAGGAGGAGCAGCAGCAGUGCAGCAAGAGAGGAUCCACGCAUGCCCAAGCCUGAGGGUAGUGGCUCCGGUCGCGGCGCGGAGGCCAGCUGGAGUGACCUGGGCGGAGCUUCUAACGAAUCCCACGAGAGUCUGCUAGGCGAUAAGGCUUCAUUUGGUGAAGGGAGGAGCUAGCGCAGACAACGUCCUGAGACACAGUCGAGUUGGAAAUGCAAGGGCAUUACGCCUUGUUCGAUGAGUUCCCACCAGAGGGGUUGUUGCGCACGCAGUAGGAUACUAAAGACGUGGUUUAAGAGGCUCAGAGAUUUGAAAGACCGAAGUUUAGGACUGCUGGUUGCAGGCAUUCCAGAACACGACAAGAACAACCCACAAGAAGAUGUCAUAGACACUGGUCUGAUACGGUUGGAUCAGGCACAGUCGCAGACACUCCCCGACUCUGUCUGCAUUUGUAUUUAUCUGGCAAAAAUCCCACGCUUUGCAAUUUCCA
Cladophialophora immunda is the source of this 2811-nucleotide messenger RNA. RefSeq lists its product as uncharacterized. Gene Ontology annotation, molecular function: dipeptide transmembrane transporter activity. Gene Ontology annotation, biological process: transmembrane transport; oligopeptide transport. The record is from RefSeq and is a predicted model, not a curated record. NCBI's taxonomy places the organism in Eukaryota, Fungi, Ascomycota, Eurotiomycetes, Chaetothyriales, Herpotrichiellaceae. Bases 420 to 2498 code for a protein of 692 amino acids. The transcript has 3 exons. Gene Ontology annotation, cellular component: membrane.